Orbicella faveolata is the source of this 6587-nucleotide messenger RNA. RefSeq lists its product as uncharacterized. NCBI's taxonomy places the organism in Eukaryota, Metazoa, Cnidaria, Anthozoa, Scleractinia, Merulinidae. Gene Ontology annotation, molecular function: flavin adenine dinucleotide binding; oxidoreductase activity, acting on CH-OH group of donors. The record is from RefSeq and is a predicted model, not a curated record.
AUGGAAAACAAGGACAGGAACUGCAAUGCGUCUAAGCUCAGAAAAGAGGUGGUGGAGCAUCUCUUAGAGCUCUUUGAUGACCCAGUCGGUGAUCGUGACUUAGAAAUUGAACUUGCUGCAAUGAUUGAUGCUGGCCAACUCUUUGUUUCAGCAACAUAUUAUCUUGAUGCUACAAUUGCCGCACGAGAGCUUCCUCUGUAUCUUGCCAUUGCUGAUGGUGCAGUUGUCGAAUCAGUUCAGUCAAAGCCCAUAUUUCCCAGGCUCUCCUCGCCGCACGCCUCCAUCAAGUCCCAGUAUGACGUGGUAGUAGUGGGCUCUGGUUAUGGCGCAUCUAUCGCCGCCAGUCGCUGCGCACGCGCGGGUCAAUCCGUGUGCGUUUUGGAGCGAGGCAAAGAGUGGUUGCCCGGUGAUUUCCCAGAGACUUUCAGUGAGGCGACAAAGGAAACGCAGGUCACAAUUGGCGGGAAGGGGAAGAAAAUAGGACAGUCAUCAGACUUGUACGAAUUCAUUGUUACCGAUGACCUCACUGUAGUCCAAGGAUGUGGUCUUGGUGGGACCUCCCUCAUCAAUGCGAAUGUGGCACUGGAUGCAGAACCUGCGGUAUUUCAGGACCCAUCGUGGCCGAAAGAAAUAAGAGAAGACAUGGAUCAGCUGACGAAUAUAGAUCGACAGCACUUUGUGGAUAUGAUUAAGCCCACACCAUAUCCAGAUUAUUAUCCACCACUGUCUAAACUAGAUCGCAUGAGAGACGGCCUUAAUGAAUUUGACAUCGAGGACCUAGACAAGUUCUUUUACAAGACACCGCUUUACGUAAAUUUCCAGGACACGCCAUCUAAUCACGUUGGAGUUCCUCAGCCCAAAUGCACAGGGUGUGGAAAUUGUUGUGGGGGUUGCAAUGUCGGCGCCAAAAACACGUUAAACAUGAAUUACCUGCCCGAUGCAAAAGUACAUGGAGCCGAGUUGUAUACCGAGGUAGAAGUAACUGCUGUCUUGAAGUCUUACAAUUCCACCGAUUGGAUUGUCAGUUACAAAAGAUUUGUCCCUGGCAGUUUUGACCUCGAGGAACAAAGAGUCCGUGUUACCUACGUCAUUCUUGGUGCCGGCGCGAUAGGUUCCACAAAAAUACUUCUUCGUUCAAAAGAACGUGGUCUGGACGUGUCCGACGAAAUUGGAAAACGCUUCUCAACCAACGGCGACGUACUCGGAUUUAGCUACAACGGAGACAAAAUGGCCAACUCUGUUGGAGUUGAAACCAAGAACAUGACUUCUGCCCAACCACCUGGUCCAUGCAUUACAUGCGUCAUGGACUUUCGUAAAACAAAUGGCGGCAGUUUUGAGGACAACUUUGUUAUCGAAGACGGAACGCCUCCGUCUGCCUUAUCUAUACCAUUUUCGGUUGGCGUGAGCUUCAGCGCAAAGGUCAUAGGAAUUGAUAAGUACCCUGCGACUGAUCUGCUUCAGAAAACAUUCCAGGUGAGAACAUCAAACACUUUAAUUUGUGAGCUACAGGGAAAAGGGAUUGACAACACACUUUCCUUUCUGUGUAUGAGUCAUGAUAGCGCGUCUGGAGUAAUUUCUUUCGAAAACAAAACCGACGACAUCGACAUUACAUGGGAAAAGGUGGGCUUUGAAAAGAGUUUCACAAAUGUCAAUCAAGCAUUAGAGAAAAUAGCGCGUGGUCUUGGUGGAACGUUUGUGAGGAACCCGACGUGGCUGGAGUCUCUGGGUCGGAGUGUCGUGUCAGCACACCCCUUGGGAGGUUGCCCUAUGGGAGAAUCUGGAAGAACUGCUGUGGUGAAUCACGCCGGGCAAGUGUUUGAUGGUGAGACAGAUGAGCUGCUCGAUGGACUCUAUGUCGUAGACGGAGCCAUUCUUCCUCGAGCAGUGGGAGUCAAUCCAUCGCUUACCAUUGCCUGUCUCGCCGAGCGUUGCAUGCGCCUCCUAGCAAAACGAGAAGGAUGGAAAAUCGAUUACAACAGAUUUACACCACUAGGUGAGUCAUUUUCUGAGGAGCUGCUUAAAAUAUCAGCGUUUGCUAAGAGAAAGCCCGGCAUCCGUUUUACGGAGAAAAUGCUCGGAACGUUCACGUCUACAAAGAAUCAAAAAGGAGGAACACCGUGUGAAUUCACCGUGACUAUAGAGUCUCAAGAUGUGGAAAGCAUGAUUAACUGUGACCCAGCACACGCCGCCACAAUAAGCGGCACGGUUACUUGUCCAGCACUGUCCAUGGCGCCAAUGACAGUCACGGCAGGUCAUUUUCAGUUCUUAAAUCAAAGUACUGAGCACAUAGACACCAAGGAAAUGGUUUACAAAAUGAUUCUCACUGGAAUUCGUGGCAAAACAUUUUCCUUCGAUGGCAUCAAGUAUGUAAAGAACGACUCGUUUGGAGAGAUCGGACUUGGAGAUACUACGACUUUGUUCGUUACCAUUUAUAACGGGAAUAAGUUCUCUGGGAAGCCCGUGGGAAAAGCAAAACUUUUUGUUACACCCCCCAAUUUCAUGAAGCAGCUGGCCGCGACCGAAGUUACGCACACAGAAAGCAAGAUGGAGAAGUUAAAGUGGGUGUCACGGUUCUGUGCCUUUUUCACUGGCAGUCUUUUGGACAUUUACAGUCCUGUUACAACAAAGAAGACCCACUUUGAUCUUAACGCACCGCCAAGGAUGAAAAGGCCCCUUCGACUGAAUGGGAAACAUCCAGAAGUCUACAAGUGCAUCACUAAAGAUAAGGUACCUGUAAUCCAUCCUUUGUUUACUCAUUACCAUGCAAAUUUAUUGGAACAAAACAAAUUUGAACUGCGAUUGACGCGUUUUGAAGGCGGGAAGAAGGGUCCUGUGGUAAUGUUUCACGGAGCUGGUGUGAGCAGUGUAAUUUAUAGCUUGGACACCAUUGAAACCAAUCUCGUCGAAUUCCUUGUGGAACACAGAUAUGACGUGUGGCUCGUUGAUUUGCGGCUGUCUUGUGACCUCCCGUGGGCUGUAUACCAGGAUUACACAUUGGAUGACUGCGCCGCAUUCGAUCACCCUGCAGCCAUAAACAAAGUCCUUGAAAUCACCAAGCAGAAAACUGUUCAAGUGGUUGCACACUGCGUUGGAUCCUGGGUGUGUUGUGCCUCCCUUCUGUCUGGUGCACUUGAGGGAAAGGUUAGAAGUCUGGUUUGCAGUCAGUUAGCUGCAAACCCUGUUCCAGCCUUGUUAAACAAGCUGAAAGCAGGCCUAUAUAUUCCGGGAACAGCAGAAGCACUCGGCGUAGAUGGACUCACCGCAGACACUGAUGACUUUGCUUCAUUCAGCGAUAAACUUUUUAACAAGUUCGCGAAAGGCGUCACAAGUAUAUUUUUGCCUUAUGAUGAAUUAUGCCGCAAUCCCGUUUGUCACAGAAUUACGUUUCUUUAUGGCCUACUUUGGGAACACGAGAAUCUGAACCCUCUCACACACGAUUCCUUGCAUGAGUUCUUUGGCUACUUGUCAACCAAGGUAGCGAAUCAGAUCGCCCUAACGAUGCGGAAAAGAAAGCUGGUCUCGGCAUCAGGCAAAGACAUCUACUUACCAGACAUGGAGAAGAAAGAUCGUCUAGAAUCGACAGCAUACAAGAAACAUAUAAGGAGAAUGAACAUACCCAUAUGUUUCAUUGUCGGUCAUUUUCAGUUCUUAAAUCAAAGUACUGAGCACAUAGACACCAAGGAAAUGGUUUACAAAAUGAUUCUCACUGGAAUUCGUGGCAAAACAUUUUCCUUCGAUGGCAUCAAGUAUGUAAAGAACGACUCGUUUGGAGAGAUCGGACUUGGAGAUACUACGACUUUGUUCGUUACCAUUUAUAACGGGAAUAAGUUCUCUGGGAAGCCCGUGGGAAAAGCAAAACUUUUUGUUACACCCCCCAAUUUCAUGAAGCAGCUGGCCGCGACCGAAGUUACGCACACAGAAAGCAAGAUGGAGAAGUUAAAGUGGGUGUCACGGUUCUGUGCCUUUUUCACUGGCAGUCUUUUGGACAUUUACAGUCCUGUUACAACAAAGAAGACCCACUUUGAUCUUAACGCACCGCCAAGGAUGAAAAGGCCCCUUCGACUGAAUGGGAAACAUCCAGAAGUCUACAAGUGCAUCACUAAAGAUAAGUUUGAACUGCGAUUGACGCGUUUUGAAGGCGGGAAGAAGGGUCCUGUGGUAAUGUUUCACGGAGCUGGUGUGAGCAGUGUAAUUUAUAGCUUGGACACCAUUGAAACCAAUCUCGUCGAAUUCCUUGUGGAACACAGAUAUGACGUGUGGCUCGUUGAUUUGCGGCUGUCUUGUGACCUCCCGUGGGCUGUAUACCAGGAUUACACAUUGGAUGACUGCGCCGCGUUCGAUCACCCUGCAGCCAUAAACAAAGUCCUUGAAGUCACCAAGCAGAAAACUGUUCAAGUGGUUGCACACUGCGUUGGAUCCUGGGUGUGUUGUGCCUCCCUUCUGUCUGGUGCACUUGAGGGAAAGGUUAGAAGUCUGGUUUGCAGUCAGUUAGCUGCAAACCCUGUUCCAGCCUUGUUAAACAAGCUGAAAGCAGGCCUAUAUAUUCCGGGAACAGCAGAAGCACUCGGCGUAGAUGGACUCACCGCAGACACUGAUGACUUUGCUUCAUUCAGCGAUAAACUUUUUAACAAGUUCGCGAAAGGCGUCACAAGUAUAUUUUUGCCUUAUGAUGAAUUAUGCCGCAAUCCCGACUAUAAAAUGGUUAAUUGGUGGAUUAUCCGACUGAUUUUAAAACUAGUGUUUUAUAUCGAUGCAUUUUACAUGGGUCCUGCACACAUCAGAAACCAGUGUGCACCAAUUAAAACAACAACAAAAUGUGCCACUAACGGAGGAGAAGAAGUAGCAAAGUUUGUUUUUCAACUUGCAGCUGAAAAACCUUUUCUCUUUACAUUUGUAACUGGUAUCACAAACUUUUGCAGAAUUACGUUUCUUUAUGGCCUACUUUGGGAACACGAGAAUCUGAACCCUCUCACACACGAUUCCUUGCAUGAGUUCUUUGGCUACUUGUCAACCAAGGUAGCGAAUCAGAUCGCCCUAACGAUGCGGAAAAGAAAGCUGGUCUCGGCAUCAGGCAAAGACAUCUACUUACCAGACAUGGAGAAGAAAGAUCGUCUAGAAUCGACAGCAUACAAGAAACAUAUAAGGAGAAUGAACAUACCCAUAUGUUUCAUUGUCGGUGAGUGGUAGUUGAAGGUAUACUGUGGUAGUGGCGGUAUAAUCACGUGCAGCAGUAGUAGUAGUAAUAUAACUAGUCGAGCAACAUUAGCAACCGCCCCUUCCGAAGCAGCCACCGCCACUGUUAUCGUCUUAAUCGUGGUUUCGGCGGUGUUUCAGCAAUGGCAAUAUCAUACGAGAAUUUUUCUCUUCUGCGAGCCUAUUGAGUUCAAAGGAAUUCACACCACAUUAGUCAAAUUUAAAUGGUCUCUUGAGCAAUAAAUCAUGUUUCUUUCUCAGCCCUCUUUAACCUAGGAAGUAGGAUGGGCGCCUGAAGGACUUCUUUAGGUUCAAUCUUUUUGUCCUUAAACACCAUUUAAGCAAAAGUGGUCGAAUUUUGUGACCUGUCCUAAAAGUUAUCACGAAAAAAAAUCGGAAACCGUUUGUCAAUUAUUUAAUCACGUGACUUUUUUUCAAUUGCAACCUUGUUUUUCAAAGAGUAUUUUAUAGAAAUUUUGGGGUUUUAAAAACCUGAAAUUUCUGUUUUAGUGCGAGUUUGGAAUUUAUGAGGAUUCGACCUCCCAACAAUUUCUUGUAUGGCGUAUCCGAUCGGCAAGGCCAACAUUUUGAAAUAUGUGAGGUCAUUUUCGCCUAAUGUAAUGGCAUGAUUGACACGCAAUUAUCACUAAAGUACACAGGCUCGGGUGCUUUACACAUAAUAUAAGAUGUAUUGCCAUUGACUAGGCAAAGGGAGUGGGAAGGUGGGGGGAAGGGUUACAAAAAGGUCACGAAAAGAAGGCCCAGGCUAAAUAGGAGCUAAAUAAGAAUCGAUGACGGAUGACGUCAGAUGACGUCAGUUACGUCAAAUUGGCGUUAUCAAUUUUUCCGUGUUUUGAAUCCGCUAUCUUGGACUUUGAUAGUAGGGGUAUCGAAUGGUCCCAUUCAACUUAAAAGUGUUCACAAAAUUUGACCUUUACUCGAAUUGCUCGCAAAAAUUUGAUGAGAACUCGUUUGCUCGUGCUAGCAAAAUGUCUGCAACUGCUCAUAUGUUCGGCUUCUGGAGUCUGGUAGCUUUAAGUCCCUUUUCGUAGUGUGGUUAGAAAGAUUUUAAUAGAUCUCAUUGAUCAAUUGAGCGUCCCCUCAUUGACUCAGGUGAAGCUACAUCAGACAAGGCAUAAUUGGCUGUAAGCUGCUGGGAUUGGUUGAAUAGCGAUAAAUCUUAACAUGCUGCCCGGCUUUGCAACCAUUGUCCCGUUUUGGAGGUGUCACGCCGAUUACAUGGCACAAAACAACGUUUCCUUUUAAUGAAAGAGAGAUUCCGGCUAGCGGAGAAUUUACAAAGUGCUCGCUGCUCGCUGCUCGCCAUCUCUAUUUUCUAAAGUGCUCGCUGAUCGCAAGACAAAUUUUGAACUCUGCUUGUGCUCGCAAUAAUA